Messenger RNA from Hydractinia symbiolongicarpus, 1804 nucleotides. Its product is annotated as glycerophosphodiester phosphodiesterase 1-like. The record is from RefSeq and is a predicted model, not a curated record. NCBI's taxonomy places the organism in Eukaryota, Metazoa, Cnidaria, Hydrozoa, Anthoathecata, Hydractiniidae. Gene Ontology annotation, molecular function: phosphoric diester hydrolase activity. The transcript has a single exon. The coding region runs from base 46 to 996 and encodes 316 amino acids. Gene Ontology annotation, biological process: lipid metabolic process.
ACCUAAAUUUAAAGUUGUACAGAUUUUUCUUUUUAGUUAUUAGACAUGAGUUUCAUAGCAUAUUUUGGUGUUGUUCCCAUUAUAACUAUCGCUAUUGUCUACAAGUUCUUCAAACUUCCGAAGCAAGACUUAUCUUUAAUCCAGAGCAUGGUGUUUCGAGACAACAAACCCAUUAUAAUAGGACAUCGAGGCGGUGGAUUUGAAGGACCUGAAAAUACACUAAUUGCGAUAGAGAAUUCAUACAAAAAUGGUGCUACAGCUGUCGAAGUGGAUUUAGAUUUUACUAAAGAUGGUGUGCCCAUUAUCUUUCAUGACGACAGCAUUGAUAGAGUUACCAAUGCAACCGGUAAAGUAAACCAAAUGCUUUAUGAGGAUAUGAAAAAUGUAAAUGCUGCAGCCAAAUUUAAUUAUACCUUGACAAAGGAUGGAAAGUCGAAUAUUGAAUUUGAAAAAAUACCAACGCUCACUGAAGUUGUUGAGUUGUGUAUGAAGUACAAUCUUCUUAUUGAUUUGGAUGUCAAGGGAAAUCCACAUAAAACUGCUUUUGCUUUAAAAGAAUUACUUCAAACAGUACCAAAUGCGCCCAAUUUUGUUCUAGUCACAUCAUUUUUCCCUGGUGUUAUUUAUCAAAUAAGAAAGCAGUGUCCGCAAUAUCAAACUGGUUUGAUAUGGCGAUAUCAUUUUAUGGCAAGAGAAAUUUCUGGUCGGCCUCGUUUUAGUUGGUAUAUUACUCCUUUUCUUGAUAUAUGUGAUAAGCUAGCAGAAGUUCUUAUUCACACCUAUCUGCCUGAUUUUCUUGGAGUGUCAGUUGUUGCCAUGCAGAAGGAUCAUUUGUCUAAAAGAUAUAUAAACAAGUGGAGAGAAAACGGAAUAGAAGUUGUUGCAUGGACCGUAAACAAUCCACUAGAGAAACAAUAUUUAUUGGAAAAUCUAGGUGUUCCCAUUAUUACUGACUCUCUAUUGAACAGUGAAAACUGCCAGGAACAAAAUGUUUAGGUAUUUUGAUUAUUAGCUUAAUUUAUAAUUUUGAAAAUGAUGAAAGUGUUAUCUUAAUAAGCAGUUAAGCUAUAAAUCUUUAAUAACUAUUGGCAACAGUUGGAUACAUCAUCAAAUAAGUUGAUUUCUAGUAUAAAUCUUUUUGCCAUAGUUAUACAAGGGGAAAAAUAUAGUUUUUUAGAAUUCCAGUAGGGUAAAAUGUUGUUUGAUUUUUAACUUUUAUUGCAGUAUUAUAGAUGGCAGCUUUUUAAACGAUUUUGGCAACUGUUCAAAUUGUUAACAAGUUAUUGACAUAAUUAAGGGCUUCAACGUUAAAAACCAUUUAAUUAUACUUGUAAGUAGGGUAACAAUCCAAUUUAUUAAUUUUGUUUUUUGAAUUAAAGAUUGAUACCUGGUGUUAUUAGGAUAUGAUAGCAGUUACAUAUCAUGACAUGGAUGCCUGAUCCAGGAAAUUAUUUCAGAGUAUUUGAACAUUUGUUAUUUUAGAAAAAGAUUUGUAUGCAUUUUUAACAAAAAAUCAGCCUGUAUGAUAUUAGACCACAGAUAUUAAGAAUACAGAGAUACCCUGUAAGCAUUGUGGGAUGCGAAUUUAUUUAUUUUUUUAUCUCGUGUCAAAACAGACAACAGGUAUUACUAACAGCAUAUUAUAUUAAUGUAGGGAUGCUCAAAGUCCGUGUGAUGAGCAUGACAGGCAAGUUUUUUUAAUUUUUAUCUUUUUAUUAUUUUUAUUCUGGUUCCACGAAUUUGUAAAGAUGAAUUUUUGUGUUAAACGGUUGAUAUUUCAAAGCUUACCUAUGUAAUCUGCGAA